CUGCGAGACUUUGAGAGGGACGAGACUUUAGAAGGGAAAAUGAUAACCUUACUGUAGCAUUUGUUUAUAUUGUUUAUAAACAACUUGUGCCAACGUUUUAGUUAUUUUACAGCAUUUUCUAGUCUUGUUACAACAAAGAUCAAGUUUGCAACAUGGGUGUCCCAAAGUUUUACAGAUGGAUGAGCGAGCGCUAUCCAUGUCUCAGCGAAACUGUCAAAGAAUUCCAAAUUCCAGAGUUUGAUAACCUGUACCUGGACAUGAACGGCAUCAUACAUAUUUGUUCACAUCCAGAAGAUGACAACCCACAUUUCAGAAUCACAGAAGAGAAAAUAUUCUCUGAUAUCUUUCAUUAUAUUGAGUUUUUGUUUCGCAUCAUAAGACCAAGGAAAGUUUUCUACAUGGCUGUUGAUGGUGUUGCUCCUAGGGCAAAGAUGAACCAGCAGCGUGGGCGAAGAUUCAGAUCAGCUCGUGAAGCUGAAGAUUUGAUAAAGAAAGCGCAGGAAAAAGGAGAAGUUUUGCCAACUGAGAAGAGAUUUGACUCCAACUGUAUCACUCCAGGAACGGAGUUCAUGGUGAAACUACAAGAACAACUGAAGUAUUUUGUGGUACAGAAAGUUACAACAGACCCCUUGUGGCAGGGACCUGAGAUUUACUUGUCUGGUCACGAGACCCCUGGCGAGGGAGAACACAAGGUCAUGGACUUCAUUCGUUAUGAAAAAUCACAGCCAGGUUACGACCCUAACACACGCCACUGUCUCUAUGGGCUGGAUGCUGAUCUUAUUGUAUUGGGUUUGGCGACACAUGAACCUCAUUUUUCUCUCCUCCGUGAAGAAGUCCGAUUUGGUGGAAGGAAAGAGAGGAACAAGAGACCAUCAACACCAGAAGAAACAACGUUUCAUCUCCUCCAUCUGUCUCUGCUCAGGGAAUAUCUGGAUUAUGAGUUCUCUGCUGUCAAAAAAAAGAACCUGCCCUUUCCUUACGACAUAGAGUGCAUUAUAGACGACUGGAUUCUCAUGGGAUUCCUGGUGGGCAAUGAUUUCAUCCCACAUCUGCCUAACCUCCACAUUAACCAUGACGCAUUACCAUACCUCUGGCGGACAUAUGAAGAGGUGCUGCCAUCACUGGAUGGUUAUUUGAAUGAGGGUGGCCAUUUAAAUUUGAGAAGAUUUGAGAAAUAUCUUGAGGCUCUGGCAAAGUUUGACAUUGAGAAGUUCAGUGACCAGUUCACGGACAUGAAGUGGAUGGAGAGCCGGCUGGGAAAGAAGCAUGUCAACGAGGCAGCUGCCAGAGCCGCCCAGGAGGAGGAGCGGAAAAAAGAGAGGAAAAAGUCUUUCAACGAUACAAAUCCAUUUGCUGCACUGGAGGGUGUGUUAGAUGAGUUUGAUCCCAGUCUGUCAGAUUCUGGUGCUGACACAUUCACAGAGCCAACAGAGGAGACAACUCUGUCUGAUCUGUCUGAUGACGAUGUGGACACGUUCGAUGCCGAGUUUAGACAGCACAAGCGGAACUAUUACAUGGACAAGCUGGACUACCAGACUGUCACGCCCGAAGUGCUACAAGACCAGGCUCGGGGGUAUGUGACUGCCAUACAAUGGAUCCUCCUCUACUACUUUGAGGGCGUGCCGUCUUGGAGCUGGUUCUACCCCCACCAUUAUGCGCCAUACAUCAGUGACGUGAAAGGCUUCAGUAACAUGAGGAUUGAGUUCCAGCUGGGCAAAGCCUUCCUGCCCUUCCAACAACUCAUGGCUGUGCUGCCAGCAGCCAGCAAAGACCUUCUGCCAGAGGCUUUCAGGGGCCUGAUGACCAUGGAUACAUCCCCCAUCAUUGACUUCUACCCUGUCAACUUCAAGACAGACCUCAACGGCAAGCAGCAGGACUGGGAAGCUGUGGUUCUUAUUCCCUUUAUUGAAGAGGAGCGGUUGUUGGAAGCCAUGCAGCCGAAGUAUGACACAAUGACAAAAGCAGAGACAGCGAGAAACAAACAUGGUCCCAGUACAGUGUUCGUGUAUGAUGAGGAACGACAAGAGCCAUACUUGUCUCGUCUGCCAGGCAUCUUCCCUGACAUUACUGUCAACCAUGCUAGACAGGAGGAGAUUCCACUAGAAUUAUACCGAGUUGAUGGUAACAAGUUGAAAAAGGGGUUGCUGCCUGAGGUGCGACUAGAUGUGUACUUUCCAGGAUUCCCGACACUCUUCCACAUCAAACACUCGGCGGAACUGAAGAAGGAGGGAGUAAAGGUGUUUCAGAUGAACAGUCGUGGAGAAAACAUGAUCCUCAGCAUCACACACAGAGAGGCGGAUCUUAACCUGCCAAUUGAGGAGGCAGCACACAAAUACCUGGGUAACAGUGUCUACGUGGGCUGGCCGCACCUGCAUGAGGCCAAGGUCCUUGAGGUGUCUGAUGGGGAGACCAGUUACAAGUUGUUAGAGCGUAAGGGAGAGAAGGGAAAGAAGUCAACGUACGAGAAAAUUUGUCGUGAUCUCCAGAAAGAUGAGUCAGCUGUUUGGAGAUCGGAAUCAUCAUCCAUCAAGGAGAGGUACCAUGAUCGCCUAGGUGUAAACAUUGGGCGUACCAACAUCUUGCUGCAUGCCCUGCCCAUGACAGGCCGCAGGUAUGUGUGUGGGUCCCAUGGGAAGAUAACUCUGGAGAAACAGUUCUGUGUCCGUGCUGUCCCGUAUGCUCUGCAGGCGACUGUCAAGGACAUUGCCAUCCACGAUCCCGACUUCCAGCAGUUCCGCUCCCUGGAGGAGUUGUUUUCCACCGAGACGUCAGUGUUCAUGAUUGGUCAGCCACACUACGGCUGCCAGGGAGAGGUGGUAGACGUGGAAGAUGGUAGAGUUAGGGUUAACUUCACUGUUCCGGUUGAGCCAGACAUGACGAAUGUCAUGAGGAUGCAGGAGUCUUUGGAGACUAACUACAUGCCUGGUUACAUGAUCGCUCAGCGGCUCGGCAUAACGGGGCUGUUCUUGUCACGCCUCACUGGCUCCAUCCUCGUCAUCCAAGGCAGCAGGGACAACCCCAAGGCCAACCGGAUCAAUGUGGGGUUGAACCUGAAACACACGAAGAGGAACCAAGAACUGCCUGGCUAUACCAGGAAAGUGGAUGAUCGGUGGACCUACUCUCAAGCUACCUUAGAGCUGGUUCGAGACUACAUUGACAAAUUCCACGAUGUGAUGCAAGUGUUGUCAGCGGGUGGAGGAGGCGGGGAUCUGAUGUCAGAGGAAGAGAUAUUUCCUCCUGACAGUGAAUACAAGCUGAAGCACAUGGUAGACUUUGUGAGGAACCUGCCAUGUAACAAUGUCAAGCCACUGUCCACAGGGGCUGACAUCCUGGAGGAGGGCGUGGUCAAGGCAAUUGAAGAGGAGGUGGACACGGUUAAUGCGGAGAACAGGAGGAAACAGAAGAAAGUCAAGAUGCAAGUGAAACCUCAUUUGCUCUUCAGACCCCUGAUCAACCAAGGCCCCCUGGUGCCGGACCAGACUGCCACCUACUGGCUGUACGACCGUGUGGUAGCUGUGAAGCUGGGGUACCCUGUCCCCCUCGGGCUGAGGGGCGUGGUCGUUGGCAUCCACCCUGACGAGAAGGAGAGCGACACGCUGUAUGAUGUUGUGUUUGAUGCAGAGUUUGUCGGAGGAAUCAGUGUCAGGUGUUCUUCAAACCGAGGCUACCGUGUCCCGGCAGCUGCGAUGAUCAACCUGAGCCACGGAGAGAGGAAGGAGAAGAGGAGUCAUGAUGGGGCUCAGGGUCUCCGUCCAGCCAUUGGCACCUGGGGUCUCGGGUCAGGGGCCAACCUCAACACCAACCACAGUUACAGCGAUCUCAUGUCAAAGUCAGGGGGACACAGAGGUCGGGGCAAGGAGCCCCAUAUGCAGUGGGGGUCUGGAGAUCGACGUCCAAAUCACAGACACAAUGACCAGUUUGAUUCAUCACAGAAACAGGACAAAUACAAUUACUACAAUGGGAGUGACAGCUUCAAUAAAGGAUUUGGACAGAAAAAUGGCGGGUUUACCAACAGCAAUCCCCAGUUUGUUACACCGAAGGUCACACAAACACAGUUCUCUAAACGAACACCAAACAGAACUCAACAGACUGGAGGGAAGUCACAGCCUUCCCAAGAUGCAGCAAGCACAAACUCCGAGUUUGCCAACAUGUGGAAGGAGCUGCAGGCCGGCACCGGACAGACAACACCAUCUGGUGGCAACCUCAUCCAAGAACCAUCACUCCAACAGGCAGCACUUGCAUUAGGGCAGAUAACUCCUCCUACAACAAGGCAUCAGAAGAAACCAGAACUGAGUGGAGGUAGUGACAGUGCCACUGUUCAGGACUCGGAAAGUGAAAACAAGUUUGGAGCUAGCAGUAGUAAGAAGAUAGAUCUACAGACUCUGUUUGACCGUGCCAGCUUGCAGAAGGACGCCGCAGAGAAGGACGAGUUCAUCGCCAUGAUGGACUCUCUGGAGUUGUCAGGGAAGACCCAGAAGGAGGAAGAGGUUGUUGGAGGGAUCAACAGUAGUAAUAAUAAUGCCACGGAACAGGAUGGUAGUUCUGCACUGAAACACAUGCUGAAGAUCGGAUCGGACACAGGUUCAACGCCAGACGGUGGUAGUGUGCCUAAUACAUCCUCGCCAACAAAAGCGUAUGGGAAACAGUUAUCAGUGCAGGAACUGUUUGAUGGUGCUAAACAACAGGAGACCUCUCCACCACAACCCAAGCAACAGCAACAGCAACAGCAACAGAAGGAGCAAGAAAGAAAGCAGCAUCAAGGUCAGGGUCACAGACAACAGCAGCGGCAAGGUCAAAGGCAACAGCAUCAAGGUCAAGGUCAUGUGAAUCACCGACCUCACGAAUCUGGACCUAGGUUAGACACAGGGAACCCAGUGCUGGACCUAGAGGCCAGGUGUAAGAAUCUGGGGCUAGCAGCUCCGGGAUACGACUUCAAGCGUGUACAGGGUCACUUCACGAGCAUGGUGAUGCUGACAAAUGGGGCAAGGUUCGAAGGAUCCGAGUGUGGCAGUCGCGAGGAGGCUGCAGAGAGUGCUGCAAGCAUUGCCCUGCUUCAUCUGUUUACUCUUGAAUGGCAAAUUAUCCUGCAAGCCUUAGACCGGACACAGCAUCCGCCGUUCAUGAACAUCCCACCCCCAGGGAUGAUGAUGCCCCCACCCCCACAUCUGUGUUCCCCAAACUCUGCCUUCAGUCCAGUUCGACCUGGUACAGCACAAAUGUUUGUACCAAGGGGAGGCUACUCUCAACUACGACAUCCCCGCCAUCAGUUUCCGGGCCCUCCACAGUCUCAGAGAUAUCAGGGUCAUGGUCAUCACCAACACGGGGGUCCACGACAUCAGCAUCCAGCCAAUCAAAAUGCAGGAAGUGGUUCGUGGAACCAUCACCAAGGUAACCAGUCUGACAUGGGGUUGGGAGGAAGCUAUCAGAGCACAGAGGCAUCGAGGAAGCCGGGAUUGGUGACAGACCCUGCCUUCAUUCCUCUACAGGUUGCUAGGAACCAGAAGACACCCCAAAAGCGGCGCGACGCCCAGCCCCAAGACCAUGUAGAUAACAGUGCUGCUCCAAUAAGAGACUCUGACAGUUACGCUAGAAGUGAAAACAAACAAACUGACAGUUCCCAGUCCCAGUCAGGGAGCUCCUCAGCUCUUAGAACUGAACACUGCAAGUCCCAUAAACCUGAACCCAAGUCUGCUGGAGGAGGAGCACAAGCACAUGGGAAGAAACGGCGUCCUCGAAUAGCUGCUAACCUCAACUUCUCCUAAACUGUCACAGCAGGAUGAGCAAGCACAGGUCGCCAUGUUUGAAGGAAGUUGUGUGCCAAUGAUGCAUAUCAUUUGAAGUUGACGUUGUUCAGUGGGCAAGACAGACCUCACUGAAGUAUUGAAUUCAUGCAGUAGCCACAGUGAAAGUGUUUACUAGCCAGGCAGUUUUACUUGGUUUCCUUCAGACUUGAAAAUAGUGACUCUUUUGUGUUUUAAUUUUGAAAACUGGCUGUAUUUUAAUUCUUUAUGUGCAAACAGGUUUCAAGUUUUGAUGUAUGCAUUUGUAUGAGAUGUGACAUGCAAGUGGAGUAUUUCAGGUCAUCUUUCAUGUCUGCUUGGUGACUGGACAAGACAGUAUGUAUAUAUGCUGAUCCAUCCUCGAUCAUCCAGUGUAUUAUAUCUCCACUCUUUCAUAAGUACCCUGGACCUGUACCUGUGUACUGGGCACAAAGCGAUCUUAGCGCCAAGAUGAUCGUACUCCCAUAGGCUUACGAUAGUCUUAGCGCAAAGAUCGCUUUGUGCAAGAGGGCACUGAUUGAAACAGGCCAUAUCACCAAUUCUCAACUUGCUCUUUGAAAUACAAUUGCUAUACCUUGUAGCAUAAGGAUAGUCUACUACUUGAACCACUAGUUUUGGCAGACUGUAAGUUGAUCUACCUGUGUUGGUAUUCAGUCAAACAUGUUUUCUAACUAACAGUUCAUUUAUUAUAUAGUCUUCUGAUUCAUAUAUAUUGAGGGCUUGCUCAGACAAGACAAUCACUUACACAUGCUCAACGUUCCGAGAAAACUAUUUUGUAUGGUUGUUUAAAUUUGGGCAUAGCUAGUAAUGAGAGGUGAAGCUAGUGACAUCACUUCCAAGUAGUGGAUAUGAGUUCAGGGUAUUUAUCAUAAUAGAAUGGAGAUUUAAUACACUGGAUUAUCGAGGAUGAACUGCUCAACGUGUUGUGAUAAGUUCUCAGACUGAUCUCCCCUUAUGGUGGAGCUGCAUUAUCAAAGUCCAGCCGGCUAAAUGAACAGUCUCUAUACAUGUACAUGGUGAUAUCUACUACAACGUGUCGUAUCUAUGCAAAACCUGACACUGUUUCGUGUAUUUUCAGUUGGAAUGCUCUUGCUAGUAUUUCUUAUACUACACAAUAUUUGAUAAGGAUGUCCCUAAUACAAAUUGAGUAGUGUACAUUGUUACGCCGAGUCUAGAAGACAAAAGUUAUGGCAUAAUGUCAAAUAAAGGUUUUUAUGGUUGUUUUUUUAGUCCCAAAGUCCUUGCCAAACUGCCCAAGUAUCAUCAGGACUAGUAAAUAAAAUUGCUAUUUUACAGGGCUUUGCUAUAUUUGAUAUAAGGACUAAAGAUGUCAGUUUCUACCACUGAUGAAUGAUGGUUGUAUGAGAUGAAGAAUAGGAAAUGGCAAAAUCAAAAUUUCUCUGUAAAUGGCAUUAGAAGGGGCUUCCUUUGCUUCCUGUACAUCUGUUUCCAAACAGGGUGCCAUUGUACAACACACUCUUAGCCCUAAGGUGAACAUAACUCCCAUACUUCAACAAAGACUUACGAUAGUCGUAGAGCUAAGGUUGUUUUGUACGGCAACACCCAGGUUUUUGCUGUGUGAGAAUGAACAAUGCCCUGGGUGUCUCCAUGACUAUUGUAAGUAUGGGAGCUGUGAUCACAAUGUGGGACAAGUUCCACAAAGCACUAUGAUUAUUGUAUGUAUGGGGGUUGGGUGUAAGAUCACUUUAAAGUACCAGGCUCCGUUCGUUAAGCAUAAUAAUUGACUACAGAGGAAUCCUGUCAACCGGUGAAAUUGUUCACAUUGAUGUAAGAAUCUGUCUGAAGGAAUGUUCUUUUUUGAAAUGAUAAGUUGAAAUUGGUCUUCUUUAACAUCGGCAAAACUUUCGUUUUGUUUCUUUAUAGCAUCGCAUCUUCAUUAAAAGUAUUGAAAAUAUGAUCCUGAUUAGAAAAAGAUGGAUGAAGGUUGCAAUGCUGAAUGAGAAAAAAAAAAAUGUCCGAUUUAGUGGUAGAAGAGUACUUUGUUGUAAGAAGUGGGCGACCGGUCUUGAGCCAGACUUGAUUGCCAUGAUACAGCAAGACAAUUGUUUUUUUUAACUGCAAAAGCCUUUUAUUUAACAAACCAAAAUACAAAACAAGUAUCCUGCCUAUAUUCAAAGCCAUGACUGUAGCAUUGUUUUUUGCUUUAAAAUAAACUAUGGAAUGAAGAUUGAUAAACUGUUGCAGUACGCUGUAGCAUUUCCACCAAAGAGUUAGCAUUGAUUUAUUUAAAUAUUUGAUAAUUGUGUUGUGUUCUAUCAUGUGUUUAUUUCCUUUACAACAUUGACCCAAGUCAACUGCUGCAUCGUGCAUUCUUCUUGAUUUAAAUCUCAUCUUGGGUUUGUUUUAUCCCAUAUGAAAUUCUUCUUUCUUAACUUCCCGAAGUUGAUGUUUGGACAAGAUGCAACAUAUUCCAUAAUGUUUUAAGGGUUAUUUUAAUAUGUACAUUUAUAUUCAUUUAAUGCAGAAAGAUCUUAUAAACGCCAGGGGUAAAGAGUGAAAGAAAAAUACGUCCAGGGCCCACUUGCACAGAGCUUAGAUACUCGUAACUCCCAUACUUUAACAUAGGCAUAAGAUAAUCUUAACACUAAGAUGAUUUUGUGCAAGUGGGCCCAGGCCUUUUAGGAACUCAGUAGGCUUGGAAUAUUUCAACAUUAUUGAUACUCUCAGUUGAAUAAGGCAUUCGAAUGUAAUGAUAUUUGGUUAUCUAGUUGUAUGUUGAUCGUCUAUCAUGGAUCACUCUACCACUGCUGGUGCUACUUUGACAUAGUACUGCCAACUUGUGCAGCUGUUGGUCAGCCUUGUCCAUGUCGGCUCUAUGGAGGACGGAGGUUACUCACUGCACCGAUGUCUGUCACAAAUGGCGACAUGUCACUUAACAGAUGAAAAACUGAGGUCAGCAAUAACACAACUUGUAAUAAAUAUUUUAAGUUGUGAA
Molecule: messenger RNA, 8736 nt
Organism: Haliotis rufescens (red abalone)
Lineage: Eukaryota; Metazoa; Mollusca; Gastropoda; Lepetellida; Haliotidae
Product: 5'-3' exoribonuclease 1-like
Exons: 41
Coding region: 153-5762 (1869 amino acids)
Biological process (GO): nuclear-transcribed mRNA catabolic process; rRNA catabolic process
Cellular component (GO): nucleus
Molecular function (GO): RNA binding; 5'-3' RNA exonuclease activity
Source: RefSeq, a predicted model, not a curated record